Molecule: messenger RNA, 8640 nt
Organism: Acanthamoeba castellanii str. Neff
Lineage: Eukaryota; Discosea; Longamoebia; Acanthamoebidae
Product: KID repeat-containing protein
Exons: 11
Coding region: 1-8640 (2879 amino acids)
Source: RefSeq, a predicted model, not a curated record
AUGGACAAACGUACCGGCCUCUCGUCAUCGGCGUCCAGCCUUUCGUCUGUGGACGGCAGACGUGCGGGCCUCUCUUCCUCCGCGGCAGAAGAGGGCCGACGGUCCUCCGUCUCCCGUGGAAUCCCUGCACUGGAGGGGUGGCUGCACAAGAAGGGCGAGAAGGGCCUGAUGAAAAGCUACAAGCGACGGUGGUUCCAGCAGCGCGGCAACAAGCUCUACUACUUCACCAACAAGGGCGACAAGGACGCCCUUGGCUUCAUCGACUGCAGCGAGGUGACAGUCGUGAGGCGCAAUGAUGAUGCCACCGUGCCCAUUGCUCGAAAGAGGGAUUCGCUCCUGCUCGCCUCGUCGACGCCCACCCCGCAGGGCUUCUCGUUCGAGAUCAUCACGCCCAAGAGAAUCUACGAUCUGGCCGCCACCUCCAAUGAGGAAACAACCUACUGGGUUGACGGACUCAACCUCUACCUCAAGAUCGAAGAGGAAAAGGCUAUGGCUCUGGAACGAAUCGACGCGCGAGACGAGGAGCUGGACAGCCUUAGGCAAAGGGCGUCUCUGCAACAGGCGCAGUGGCAGCAGGCGCAGGCCGCGAUGCAGAAGGAGGUGAUGGAGCUCAAGCAGCGCCUGAAGGAGAAGGAAGACGAGGUGGCCGACCUCCGCAAGCAGAGCGCUCCCCGCGCCGGUUGGGCCAUGGGCCGACGAGUGCAGAGCCAGGGACCGCCCAAGGCCAAGGCGGCCCAGGACGACGGUAAGGAAAAGAAAGAAAAGGAGGCGAGCGAACACGAACACGAAGACGGUGGUGCGGCGGCGGAAGCGGCGAAAAAGAGCGAAGCCGAGCAGCCGGCCGCGGAGGAAAACGACGAACGAGCAGGAGGAAAGAGCGAAGGCGAGUCAGUGGACAGGUCCGAAGGCGCAGAGAAGGAGCGCGAAGGCGCCCAGCGUUCAGAGGGAGAAGGCAGCGCAGAAACGGCGCAACCGGAGCCGGAGCCAGAGUCGAAAUCGUCAAGUGAAGUAGACGAGGAGGCUGCGCCAACGAAAGUCGAAGAAGAGCAAAAGGAACCUGAAGCAACGGACGUUGAUGAUAAGAGUGUGGCAGACAAGGAAGCCGAGCGGGAGGAGGCGGCAGCGGCUCGCGAGGCUCUGAUGAGGGAGGUCGAAGAGAAGCAGCGCGAGAUAGAUGCUCUUCAACAGAGCCUCCAACAGCGAUCGGAGGAGCUGGAGAGUUGGAAGCGCGAAGACGAGGCCACGAAGAAUGCUCUGCUGGCAGCGCAGGCGGCCGCGCAGGAGAGCGAAGCCGAGGCCCAGCGUCUGCGCGCGACCAUGGAAGAAGAACGAAAAGCGGUGGAGAGCGAAGCGACCAGGGCGAGCGAAGAGGCCGAAGCGCGAAACAGAGCCGAAGCCGAGGAGCGCGAGCGGCAGUGGCAAGCGGCGGUCGAGCAGGAGGCCGCCACGCUGCAGCUCACCAACACGCUCAAGCAAUCGCUGGAGGACCUGCAAGCCGAGCUCGAGCGCAGGAAGGAAGACGAGGAGGUGCAGCAAAGCGAGGCUGAGGAGCGCAACGCCGCGCUGGAUGCCGCCCGGCAAGCGCUCGCCAAGACCCGCGAAGAGUUGGAGUGCGCGAGAACGGAGCUGGAGCAGAGGUCGGCCAAGCUGGCAGCGACCAAGGCCAAGAGGCGAGCGACGACCGAGCAGAGCCAGCGCGAGGUGGCGCAGCUCAAGCAGGAGGCCGCGCGCGGGCUUGAGGAGCACACGAAGCGGAAGGACGCCGAGGUGGCCGAUCUCUCCCUUCAGCUCCAGAGCGCCGAGGAGAAGGCCAAGGGGCUAUCGCAGGACCUGCUGGCGGCGAACAUGCGCGCCGACUCGGCCGAGCGCAAGGUGUCGGCCCUGGAGGUCGACGUGGGCGCCCAGCAGGACGAGAUCCGUCAGCUCAAGGAUGACGCUCGGAAGAUCAAGGACGAAGCACAAAUUGCCCACGCGUCGCUCACAUCUCAGACCCAGGUCAAACUGCAGCAGCUGCGGGAGGAGCUCUCGGGCCAAGUGGCCGAGAAGAGCAGAGACGUGGAGCAGCUCAGGCAGGAGAAGGAGGACCUCGAGGCCCAGCUGGCCGAGAAGGCCAAGACCGUGCAGGAGCUGAUGCUCUCCGUGCGCAAGAAGCAGGAAGCCGAAGAGGCCCUGCGAUCGUCGGUCGAGGGCAAGGAGGCCGAGGUGGCCCAGGCCCAGGCGCGCAUCGACCACCUGCGGGCCCAGGCCCAGGCGGUCGAAGCCCAGCGCGAGUCGACACAAAAGGAGACCGAGGCGGCGCUGGUCGAGAGGCAGCAGAAGAUCGACGCGCUGGAGCAGGCCGUGCAGCAGCUGCUGCAGGAGGCGGAGGCGGCGCGCGGGCAGCUGUCGGCGAAGGACGCCGAGCUGGAGCGUAAGACCGAGGAGCUGGCCCAGACGGCGCAAGCCCAGGCGAGCGAAUCGGGCCAACUGCGCGCCGAGCUCGAUGCCAUCCAAGCAGAGCUGCAGGCCCACUCGCAGUCCGUGGCCCUGGUUGCCCAGCAGCUCGAGGCGAGCGAGAGCGAGGUGCGGCGGCUCAAGGACCAGAGCGAGAAUGAGCGCCGGGCCGGCCAGGAGGCCGAGGCGCUGCUUCAGAGCCAACUCGACGCGGUGCGUGCGGAGGUCGAUCAGGCCAAGUCGGCCCUCGACGAAAGGGAAAGCGAGCGCGAGCGGCUGACCGCAGUCCAAACGGCGCUGGCGCAGGAGCUGGCCGAGGCAAAACGCGAGGGCGAGAGCCUGCGCGCCGAGGUGGCCGCCAAGCAGUCGGAAGUGGCGUCGCUGCAGGCGCUCGCCCAGGAGAAGGACCAGCGCAUCGAUUCCCUCGAGGAGGCGCUCGACCAGCGCAGCCACGAGGUGACGGCGGCCAACAAGGCGCUCGAGGCCGCGCGUGAGGAGAGCGAAGAGACGGCCAAGCGGGCCGACGGCGAGCUUCACGCCAAGGCCCACGAAAUCGAAUCGCUCAAGGAAAGGAUCGAGCGCCAGGCACAGGAGAUCGAGAGCGUAACCUGUGACCGCGAUGGGUUGACCCAGGCCAAGGCCAGUGUCGAAGCGGAGCUGACGAUCGUACGAGCUGGGCUUGAGGCUCAGGUCGCCGAGCUCAAGCGCGAGGUGGAGGCAAAGGCUGCAGCGGCCGAGGCCGCGCGACAGGAGCCCGAGGCGCGGUUGGCUGCCGCGAAGCGGCGCAUCGACGAACUGGAGCAGGCCGGCCAGCGGCUCGCGCAGGAAUUUGAAGUGGCGCGAGAGAAGCUGGCGGCGAAGGACGCCGAAAUGGGUCGACAGUCAGCAGAGCUCGCACAGCUCAAGGAGGAGAGCAAGAAGGAGCUCCAGGCGCUGGUUGCCGCCGGCCAGCAGGUCGAGGAGCGCCACAAGGCCGAGAUCCAGCUGGUCAAGUCGGCCCUGGACGAGGCCGAGGCCGAGCGCAAGCGGCUCAUUGAGGUGCAGGCCAAGCAAGACGGCGAGGCGGCGGCGCUCACGCAGCAGCUGGCCGAGCGCAAGCGCGAGAACGAGGGCCUGCGCGCGGACGUGGCGGAGAAGGGCGAGAAGCUCGAGUCUCUGGAAGGGCUCGCGCAGGAGAAGGACCAGCGCAUUGAAUCCCUUAAGGUGGCGCUCGACCGGCGCGGCCAGGAAGUGGUUGCUGCCCAGGGCUCGAUCGCCAAGCUGACGGCGGAGCUCGAGCGGCAGGCCACUGAGAUCCAGCGGGUGACUGGCGACCGCGAUGGGCUGGCCCAGGCCAAGGCUGGCGUCGAAUCGGAGCUGGCGAGCGCCAAGGGCCGACUGCAGACGCUUGGAGACCAGCUCGAGGAGCUUCAGCGCGAGGUCGAGGCCAGGACCUCGGCGGCGGCAGCCCUGCAAGCAGCGGUCGAGGGCAAGGAGGCCGAGGUGGCCCAGGCCCAGGCGCGCAUCGACCACCUGCAGGCCCAGGCCCAGGCGGUCGAAGCCCAGCGCGAGUCGACACAAAAGGAGACCGAGGCGGCGCUGGUCGAGAGGCAGCAGAAGAUCGACGCGCUGGAGCAGGCCGUGCAGCAGCUGCUGCAGGAGGCGGAGGCGGCGCGCGGGCAGCUGUCGGCGAAGGACGCCGAGCUGGAGCGCAAGAUCGAGGAGCUCGCUCAGGCCGCCCGAGAGCUCCAGGCUAAGACAGGCGACGCCGAGCAGCUGCGCAUCGAAAGCGAAGCAGUUCAGGCAAAACUGCGGGAGAGCGAGAGCGAGCGCGAGCGACUGACCCAGUCACAGACCCAAAAGGAAGGCGAGGCAGCGGCGCUCGCGCAGGGGCUGGCCGAGGCGAAGCGCGAGGUGGCCGCCAAGGAAUCCGAAGUGGCGUCGCUGCAGGCGCUCACGCAGGAGAAGGACCAGCGUGUGGACUCGCUCAAGGAGGCGCUCGACCAGCGCAGCCACGAGGUGGCCGCCGCGAACAAGGCCAUCGCAGAGCUGACCGAGGAGAGCCAGCGCCAGGCGCAGCGGAUCGAGAGCGUCACCAGCAGCCGCGACGAACUGGCCCAGGCCAAGGCCGACGUCGAAUCGGAGCUGACCACCGCGCGCGGUGAACACCGGGCUCAGGUCGCCGAGCUCCAGCGCGAGGCGGAGACCAAGGCCGUUGCGGCCAGGGCCACCUUGGAGGAGGCCGAGUCGCGGCUGGUCGCGGCGCAGGGCGAGCUGGCGAGCGUGAGAAGCGCGAAGGAGGAUGAGGCUCGCGAACUGCGCCACCAGCUCGAGCUCAAGCAAGCCGAGAUGGAGAGCAAGGCGGGCGAGGUGGCGGCGCUCGCGCAGGAGCUGACCGAGGCGAAGCACGAGAGCGAGGCCCUGCGCGCCGAGGUGUUGGCUAAGCAGUCGGAAGUGGCGUCGCUGCAGGCGCUCGCGCAGGAGAAGGACCAGCGCGUAGACUCGCUCAAGGAGGCGCUCGACCAGCGCGGCCAGGAGGUGGCGGCGGCCAACAAUACCAUCGCAGAGCUGACCGAGGAGAGCCAGCGCCAGGCGCAGCGGAUCGAGAGCGUCACCAGAAGCCGCGACGAACUGGCCCAGGCCAAGGCCAGCGUCGAAUUGGAGCUGACCAUAGCGCAAGCCGAGGCGGAGGCCAAGGCGCAGGAGCUGACCGACGCGAAGGGCGAGGGCGAGGGCCUGCGCGCGGAGCUGGCCGCCAAGGAAUCCCAAGCCGACACGCUCCGAGGGGUCGUGCAGGAGAAGAACCAACGCAUCGACUCGCUCGAGGAGGCGCUCGAUCAGCGUGGGCAGGAGGUGGCCACCGCCAAGGCCACGAUGGCAGAGCUAACCGAGGCCAAGGCCGGCAUCGAGUCAGAGCUGACCACCGCGCGCGGUGACCUCCAGGCGCUCGAGGCCCAACUCGCCGAGCUCCAGCGCGAGGCGGAGGCCAAGGCCGUCGCGACCAGGGCCACCCUGGAGGCGGCCGAGUCCCGAUCUGCUGCAGCCCAGGACGAGCUGGCGACGGUGCGGCGCGAGAAGGAGGUUGAGGCCGGCGAGCUGCGCCGUCAGCUCGAGCUCAAGCAAGCCGAGAUGGAGACCAAGGCGGCCGAGGCGGCGGCGCUCGCGCAGGAGCUGGCCGAGGCAAAGCGCGAGGGCGAGAGCCUGCGCGCCGAGGUGGCCGCCAAGCAGUCGGAAGUGGCGUCGCUGCAGGCGCUCGCCCAGGAGAAGGACCAGCGCGUGGACUCACUCAAGGAAGCACUCGACCAGCGCAGUCACGAGGUGGCGGCGGCCAACAAGGCGCUCGAGGCCACGCGCGAGGAGAGCGAAGAGGCGGCCAAGCGGGCCGACGGCGAGCUCCACGCCAAGGCCCACGAAAUCGAAUCGCUCCAGCGCGAUAUCAGGAGCGUCACGGGCGACCGCGAGGGGCUCGCGCAGGCCAAGGCCACCAUUGCGUCGGAGCUGGCCACAACCACGGAAGACCGCGACCGACUGGCCCGGGCCAAGGCCCACGCCGAGUCGGAGCUGGCACGCGCUCGCGAUGAGCUGCAGGCGCUGCAGCAUCAGGCCGAGCACAAGCAGGCCGAGCUGGAUGCCCUGACGCUGCACCACGCCGAAGAGCUCGGCCAGGCGCGGCAGCAGCUGGAGAGCAAGGCGCAGGCGCUGCAGGCCGAUCUCGAGCGACUAAAGAGCGAAAGCGAAGUCAAGAUCGAAGCGGCAAAGGACGAGCUCGAGCAGCUUAAGAAGGCGCACCGCGAGGUCGAGGCCAAGUCGAAGGAAUUUGAGGCAUUUGCACAGAAGGCCGAGGCUCGGGCGUCGGAGCUGGCGACCGUGCACGAGCGCGAGGUUGCGCAGCUCCGGGCCAACGCUGAGCGCGCGCAGGCCGCGCACGAAUCGGCGGUGAGCGAGCUCAGGGCUAAGCUCGACGAGGCGCUCAGAUCGGGACAGGCGACGGCCGCCGAGCUGCGCAGCGCCGCGCAGGUGAGCCGCGCGCAGCUUGAGACGACCCAGCAGGCGCUGGCCGAGGCCGAGGCCGCGCGGACCAACGCGCUGGCGGCGUGGCAGAGCGAGAAGGAGACGAUGGCCCGCGCGGCCGACGACGCGCGGCGCGUGCUGAGCGAGGCCCAGGCCUCCACACAGCGGCUCGAGCAGGAGCAGACGAGCGCCAAGGCGGAGCUGGCGGCGUCCCAGGCCGCGAGGGAGGAGACUGCGGCGCAGCUCAAGCAGAGCCGGCGCGAGGUGGAGCGGCUCGAGACGGCCGCGCGCGAGCUCGAGGAGCACAAGAGGUUCAAGGAGGCCGAGCUGGCCGACCUCACCCUGCGCUUCGAGGCCGCCGAACGCAAGGCCAACGCAGCCAACGCCGAACUCGCUUCCCGGGCAGAAGAGUUGGCCCAGCUCAAGGACAACCUGGGCAAGUCCAAGGAGGAGGCCCAGGCAGCCGCGCUCGCUCUCAGCCAGGAGAAGGUGCAGGCGAUGAGGGACGAGCUGCGGGCCCAGGAGGAGGAGCUGCACAAGAAGGAGCAGGCGGUCAACCAGCACCAGAUGGACCUCCUGCUCAAGGACGACGCCCUGUCGGCCGCGCAGGGCCAGGCCGAGGACCUGAAGCGGCAGCUGCUCGCCGUCGAGCAGAAGGCGAAGCAGGUCAAGGAGCGCGAGGCCACCGCCAGGGCCGCGAUCGAGGAGAAGGAGGCCCUGCUGCUCGGCGCGAUCAACGAAGUCGACGCCCUCAAGGCCAAGCUGCAGCAGCAGAAGGCCGCGGCCGCCGCCGACGCCGAAUCUACGCAGUGGCUGCGGGCCGAGCUCGCCCAGGCCAAGGAAUCCGAAGCGCGCGCGGUCCAGGAGCUGGCGCGGGUCGCCGCCGAGCUCGACGCGAUCCAGCGCGACCGUCCGGUGGCGGCGGCCGAGCGGCUUAGCGACGACCCGCAGCGCGUCGAGGGGGAGCUCGAGGCCGAGAAGGAGGAGAAGGCCCACGUCGCGGAGGUGAGGCGGCGCGGCCGCAGGGCGACGGUGAGCAACCCGGUCAUGCUGGACGCCCACCUUAAAGCCGGCGACACCGCAGCGGCGGCGGCGGCGGCGGCUGAGACGAGCCCGCGGCGAGCGGCGAGCGAUGCGAGGAAUGCGGCGGCGGCCGAGGAGAUGCGGGCGCUGAAGCGGAGCGUGCUGGAGCUGAUGGAGGAGAAGCAGCGGCUCACGCAGGAGGUCGAGGCCAAGCUGCGCGAGGCCACCGAGAGGAGUCGAGCGGAGGAGCAGCUCCACGCCGAGGAGAGCGCGCGGGUGGUCGUCGCGGCGGCGGCGGCAGAGCAGGAGGCAGCGGCCGCUGCGCUGACCGGCGGCACUGACGACAGCUCGCGCGAGCGCAUCCAGCAGCUCGAGGAGAUGAUCGAGAUGAUGGAGAUGAUGAAGAGCGUGUCGCACGAGGAGGAGAUGCUCGGGCGCGACCGCAAGAUCAGCGAGCACGAGGAGCAGAUCGCCUACCUACGGCGCAAGGUCGACGCGUCGGUCAAGGAGAAGGAGGAGCUGGUCAUGGCCCUCAACAACACCCGCAUCACGGUCAAGGAGCUCGAGCGACAGCUCCGCGGCGAUGACGGCGACGACAUUGACGACAUUGACGGCGACAGUGUCGACACCGCCAACAAGAAGGGCAAGGAGAAGGUGCCGCUGGUGGGCACGCCGCUGCGACGCCGGCGUCGGUGGGAGCGGUGGGCGCGCGAGAAGGCCGAGGCGGAGGCGGAGGCGGAGGUGGACGAAAGCGAACUGAAGAAGGAGGUGCGGCUGCUGUUCAAUCAGCUCAAGGAGACGGAGGCCGAGGUGCGCGACAACGAGGCCAAGCUGGCAGCGGUCGUGGCCGAGCUCGAAGCCAUGCGCGCCCGCGUGGAGAGCGCCGAGCGGCGCGAGCGGAUGCGGGCCGAGGAGGAAGACGACGAUCAGAUCCUGGAGCACGAACUGGAGAGGGAGGAGAAGAUGCGGCGCGAGGCCGAGAUCCGACGACUCCACACCGAGCUCGAGGACGUGCGACGCGAACUGUUCUUCUCCACCGCCGUCGCCAUCAAACUCAACCUCUCGCAGAACGUGGCGGCGCUGUACGAGCAGUCCCUGCGCGAUCGAAUCGAUCACCGUAACUGGAACGCCUGGAUUCACGCCCAGCUCACUGCCGCCACACCACCCGUCCCGCGCGCCACCACCCGACGAUGA